Messenger RNA from Tripterygium wilfordii, 2775 nucleotides. RefSeq lists its product as uncharacterized. Gene Ontology annotation, molecular function: DNA-binding transcription factor activity; transcription cis-regulatory region binding. Bases 803 to 2551 code for a protein of 582 amino acids. The record is from RefSeq and is a predicted model, not a curated record. Gene Ontology annotation, biological process: response to stress; positive regulation of DNA-templated transcription. Lineage: Eukaryota; Viridiplantae; Streptophyta; Magnoliopsida; Celastrales; Celastraceae. The transcript has 2 exons. Gene Ontology annotation, cellular component: nucleus.
GAAAGAGGAAACUUGUAAAGCUGGAAAUUUCAUACACCUAAGUAGAUUUAGGGCUUUUAGCUCGGCCCAACACCUCUUAGUUUGCUGGGUUGGGGUUUCUGGCCCACUCAGCCCAGCCCUAGACAGACAAUGGGCCUUUCCGGGCUUGGGGACUCAAGGGCUUUUCUGUAGCCCCGCGUCGUUUGGUGCACUGCAAUACGGUAUAAACAAAUCGAAGCUUUUAAAAACAUUGAAGAGGGGUGAGAACAACAUUAUUGUAGUCUUUGUUGUGUGGUUCGAAGUUUGGUUUUUUAUGUUGAGGACCCAAGUUCAGAUCCAGACUCCAUUUUUUUUUCUACUUAUUUUUAUUGAAGGCUCGGCCCGCCAGACUUGGCACAGGAGCCCGGCCCUUAUAUGUGCCAAAAAAGGCCCAAUAGCAAAAGUUAUGGGCUAGGCCUAUCAUCUUAUUUUAUUACUACUCCUGAUGUGCCAUGUAAAAAACAAGAAUUCAAGUCCAUUCCUUCAUCUCCAAGAAAUGGCGUGGGCCACGUGUAGCAAAAUAGUGGCUUAGAACAAGCCCUGGAUGGGCCACGUCAUCAUAAUUCGUGUGUAUCCACUUUGGGAAUAUGCAAUAACAAGUAGCCUUAAAUACCACCAAAUCUUAAUUUGGAAAAUGAUGCCUUCGUCCCCAAGACUAGGGCCGAACGCAUAACCGGCAAUACACAUAAAGUCAUAAACCCUUGAACAGAGGACGUUUGAAUACUAAAACCAGCGUAGGGACAGAAGAAAUAGUGACUGGGAGGCAAGAAAACAAGCUACAAGCAUGACGAUUGUUGAUCGGGAUGCAAGGUCGAGGAAACGUAGUGGGUGUGAAUCAGUGGAGGACACACUUGAAAAGUGGAAAAGGCAUAGUGAACAGCCUGAAUGUGCAAAGGAAGGAGUCAUAAUGACCUGUAAGGCUCCAGCAAAGGGUUCGAGAAGGGGGUGUAUGCGUGGAAAAGGAGGUCCAGAAAACUUGAUCUGCAAAUACAGAGGAGUUAGACAGAGGAUAUGGGGCAAAUGGGUUGCUGAAAUCCGUCAACCCAUGAAUAGAAGCAAAUUGGCCAGGACUAGUAAUCGGCUAUGGCUCGGUACUUUCUCUACAGCUAUUGAGGCAGCCCAUGCUUAUGAUGAGGCUGCAAGGGCUAUCCAUGGUCCUUGUGCAAGGGUUAACUUCCCUGAGUCUUCUACAACAAGGAAGUUACCUAACGAUGCACCAGCUUCAAGAACAACUGAAAGAUCAUCUACUGGAUCUAUGAGGGUAACAAGAAGUUGUGAAGCUGGCAGUGGUGAGGAAUCGAAGACGAUUCAAAUAUUAUCUAAGGAAAAACCUGAUGAGUUGAGUCCUCGAGUAUCUGAGGAAUUAAAUUCAAAACACUCUUCAAAAGAUUGUCUAGGAAAUGUAUCAGAGGAAAAGAUGCCGGAGAGCGCUGCAGGAGAUGGAAAAGAUGUGGAACAUGACUUACAAACUGAUCGUGAAUUUGCUGAUGUUGAGGUUGAGACAUCUAUACUAAAGGAAGAAAUAGAUCCAGAACUGCAAGAAAUUAUGAGGUUAAGAAGUUAUUGUGGCUUUGAAAAUAGACAAGAUUUCCUGCAUAAUGAGCCGAAAAAGAUCAAAAGAAAUGUUCAUAUAUCUUCCAAAGAUGUUGAAGUUCAGAGGCUUUUAAAGAGGGAAGAAAUUGAAGUUAAAUUUAGAAGAGCUGUGGAAUCCAGUGGCCAAGACAAUUUAAACAAUAGAUACAAUCAAUUGCAUGAUGAUUUCAUGGAUUCAAGUACUGACAAACUUUCUACUCAAGUUGGGAUGCAUGUAGUGAAUAAGUUAUUGCAAGGAGAAUGCACAGGAGUUAUGGAAUCCACAAACAGUAACAUCUUCAACACUGGUUAUGAUGGCAUGCACAAUGCAGACAAAGUUGUGCACUAUAAUUCAAAAAUGGAUUGCGUACCUUCUAAUCAUGCUGAAGCAGGGAGGCCAGCUACGUGGAGAAAUGAAGUCGGUGAGCCUUCUGAAAACAUAGACCACAGUAGCCAUAGUUGUUUCAAGGACAGAUAUGAUCACUUGCAUGAUGCUCCAGUACGUAUAUCUAGUUAUGUCCCUUCCAAAGAUGUUGAAUUUGAGAUGGCCAUAAUGGGAGAGGAACAGCAAAGGAAACCUGCUAAGAGAAGAAAUUAUAGUGGCUAUAACAAUCCCAGUGACGAUUUUGUUCACUUGCACAGUUCAUCCAAUGGUGAAGCAGUUGGUGGGAAGCAUUUGGGGGCAAUGAGCAUUCUUGAUACAGCAUCAAGGCGCAACGAUAAGUAUAACUCUGAUCAAUUCAAUAUGACUCCUACAAGUUACCCGCAGACUGGAGGGCCAUAUGAUAUCUUUAACCAUUUGCAAAACCCAGAGGCCACGAUAGAAGGUAGCAUAAAUCAAAUGGAAAGAAAAAACUCAGGCUUGGAUGACAAUUUCAUUCCCUGUAAGUCUUAUUUUGAUUUGGAUUUUGAUGAAGAGCAAGCAUCAUUUUAUUCAUUGUUUCCCGAUUUGGGAUUCUAAAUAUCUCUGGUGGCUCAUUGGUGGCAGUGGAGUGGUGGUAUUUUAGAAACUUCCAACUAAUGGAAUCUUAGAAUUUCAGACAACAUACUUCAGUUUUUGCAGUAUAGUUUCUAAUACUUUUUGCUAAGGUCUAGGAAAACAUUACAGAUUUACAGUAAGUUGUGGGUCAUACUUGAUUGCUAUGAUGUAGUCUUUAAUACAAAGUUGAGUUGGUUUUCUCCUGA